Molecule: messenger RNA, 5443 nt
Organism: Labrus bergylta (ballan wrasse)
Lineage: Eukaryota; Metazoa; Chordata; Actinopteri; Labriformes; Labridae
Gene: znf385c
Product: zinc finger protein 385C
Cellular component (GO): nucleus
Molecular function (GO): nucleic acid binding; zinc ion binding
Source: RefSeq, a predicted model, not a curated record
CUCUCCUACAGCCCAAUUCUUCGCCUCCUUCAGGCCAAGCGGAGCAGCGGCAAGAGCGACAGGAUUUUAACUGAGGAUAACGCGCAUCAAAAGGAUCUGAGAUUUCCCGGGGAAUUGGUCACCAAAGACGGGGGAGAGAGAGAAAAUAACAGGAUACGGUAUCGCCAAGGAAGAGUUUUCAUCUGCAGAGACAAGAGAGGGGGAAACAAGUCACUCGGAUCCUGAAAGAUCUUUGAGGCUCUUUCAGACAUCAGAACGUUUAUCCGGUUCGCACCUGCAUGUGCGUCGCGCGUGGACUCUGGGUCUGUGGGGAUAAAAGUGCGUAAAAAUUCUGUCCGUUUUUACGCACGGGGGCAUAGCAGAGCUGGAGAGACGCGGAUACGCUCCUAUACGCACGAUGCUGAUCGGUACGUCUGCGCAGGGCAGCCCCCUCCUGGCUUCCCUCCCUGUCCCAGGACGGCCCCUACAGCCUCAGCUCGACCUCAAACACCUCCUGCCCUUCAGACUCAAUGGCUCCUCUCCACUCAGCCUUUUCCCAAACUUUAACACGAUGGACCCUGUCCAGAAGGCAGUGAUCAACCACACAUUCGGCGUCCCUCAACCCCUCAAGAAGAAACAGAUCAUCUCCUGCAACAUAUGCCAUCUGCGCUUUAACUCGACGAACCAAGCAGAGGCCCACUACAAGGGCCACAAGCACGCCCGCAAACUCAAAGCCAUGGAGGCCCAGAAGAACAGGCAGCGACGAGCAGGGGAGGCCUCAUCCACGGGGCGGGAGAGAGAGCGAGACAGAGAUCGGGAACGGGAUCGAGACCGAGACCGGAGCAAGACGUCCACAUCUGAGACAACACUUCCUGCGCUGAUGGAUACAAGCGCAGUGGAAGGGACAGGACUUCAGUCUGAUCUAGAAAUGGUCAAGCAGGAGGAGGAGGAGGAGCCUGAGAAGAGUCCUACGAGCUCAGUGAUGUUGACACUGGUAUCCGAGGUCUCCUCCGUGGAUUUGAUCACCAUGUCCCCCCCUCAGAUAUCACCUUCCUCCCAGCUCUCAGAGACGGCCUCAGACACCAGCUCACCUGAAGCCCCAGAGGCAGCCGAGGCUCCAGAGGCUCCAGAGGCUCCAGAGGCUCCAGAGGCCUCAGAGGCUCCAGAGGCUUCAGAGGCCGCAGGCCAGACCCAUGAGUCAGGCAGCCAUGCAGACUCAUCCAGCACAAAUGAGGAGUCACAUUUAGAUGAGGAGAAGGACCCCAAGAAGAGCAAGGCUCACCUCCAUUGUCCUGUCUGCAAAGUCACAGUCAACUCUGUCUCCCAACUCGAAGCACACAACAGCGGUACAAAGCACAAACUGAUGCUGGAGGGUCACAGUGUUCAGCCUCGACGCAGAGGGAAAGUGGUGGCAGCUCGCGCAGGCUGCAAGAGUAAGCGGCUGGGCAGCAAAGGAAGCGUCGGGGUGCCCUGCAAGAACUUUCAGUGUGAAGUGUGUGAGAUUUUUGUCAACUCAGAGACACAGCUGAGCCAGCACAUGAAUAGCAGAAGGCACAAGGAUAGGCUGGCCGGAAAACCACCCAAACCCAAAUUUACCCCCCACAGUAAGAGCCAGCCGAGCUCCAGCUUAGCGAACGUGAGAUGGAGUGGCUAUGCAGGCGUGGCUGUGUCUGCAAUGAAGAAAGCAUUCAGCCAGUACAAUCUCACCUCCCUCUCCUUGCAGACCAAACUGGCCUUGCAGAAGCAGCUGACCAAGAGCUUGACAACUGGCUUCCUGCCCAGCCCCCUCACCCAGCCAACUCUGUGCACAAUGGCAACUAACCCACUGGCUCUGCGCCACCCAGUGGGCACCACCACCUUCAUCCAGACCCCCUUCCUGGGGCCCACAUUGUUCCGGCCCGCCCCUGGGCCGCUGCGAGCCACACACACACCCAUCAUCUUCUCCCCUUACUAAAGACUUCGCCCCUUUCCAACUUGAGCUCCACCCUUGUCCCUUUACCAAACCCCAGGCCCUCCUCAAGUGUGACCCACAUGACAAAGGCCACAAGCAAACUAUGCAGCCCGUCUGACUUACCGGAACAAGUGCACAAGUCCUGAUGCUCCAUAGAGAGCUGUUCUUAUCCUAAAGGCCAAGAUCCCCCCAUCAUGCCUUCUUUCUGCUCCUCCUAUCAUGACCUAAGGAGCAGGACCGGCCUCCAGAAAGUGACUGGUGCACAGAGGCCACUUUUAUAGCCAUUUUAUGGGUCAAUGUGGUUCAGAUUAUGGAUAUUAUUGUGUAAUUUAUUAGAGAACAAAUAUAGACAAGUCUAGAUGUAUGUUUAGUGUGGUUGCCACAGAAUAAGGUCCCUUUACUUGAUGCUCUUAUAAAAUGUUUUUUUAACUUAUUGGUGCGGAGGGUUUGGUGGACAGUGGGAGGGUCGUAGAUAAUUAAAGCAGCUGAACCUGCAGCAUCCAUCUGUAUGUGGACGGGUUGUCUCACUCAUCAGGGGUUUCAACAAGCUUAAUGGAUCAUCUGAGGUCAUAUCCUGUCACAUAUCAUCUUCAUAUGGCAAAUAUAAGCUCUCAGAACAAGUACCAUAUGUCAACUUUAUUACACACUACAAACAAUAAUUACAUAAUAAUCCAAAAAAAAACAUUUGUAUUUUUAUGCAUUAUUGACUGUUUAUAAAGAUACAUGUACACGACCCACCUUACCUUCCUUCCACUGUACAAAAGUGAAGCCAAAAUAGCCCCUGUUGCGAGUUCUUGUCCAGAUGACAGGCUGCACCAUUUCCCUAACCGAAACUCACAUUUACCUCAUCAAUAAAUGUAAAAGAUUCCUCAGUACAGAUCGGUACAGCCCAUAGCAGAACAGAUUCUUGUGUAGGUUUGUCACCGUUUGCUACUACUCCUUUCAUAGUUACUCUUCUACUCUGCUAAUCUGGUGCACGCAUCGCCACAGGAGCCGCACUGGUCAAAAAAAAAAGUGGUCAAUCAUGGCGUUAAACCCCUAUAUGUAGCAUCAUAUAGCUUUAGAAACAAUUAGAAUUAGAACCAAAAAUGCAUGAAAAAUAAAUCAGCAUAAGAUCAAGUUUGAUAACAAAAACAAUAUUUAAUGAGUAUUUUGAUGAUUUCAUUUGACCCAUGUGGGAUCUGUAUACUUGGAGGAGGCAGGUUUUAUGACCUAUGAAGCCGCAAGUCAAUAGCUCCAUUUGAUUUUGGCUUCACUUCUGGGGAGCGGUCAUGUCAUCCAUUCUCUUAUACAGUCUGUUUUACACCCACCAGUCCUCCCAAACGCUGAAACCCAGGGCCAUUGACUUAUAUAAUUAAAACAUUUCUUGCUCUCUUCAUUUUUCUGAGUCACUGCAUCAGUCAGAUUAUUUUCGCGCCCCUGUAUCCUCAGGAUUAAGCACUCAUUAAGGUCCAGAAAAGGUCAGCUUGUCAACUCAACUUUGUUUCAAUUCGCAGAUCUGUCCUUUCUUUAGAAUGGCUUUUUUUUUUUUCUUUCUUUUGCUUCGGUGCAUCAUUUGUGCGUUCUGUCCCCUCCAAGCUGGCGGCAUGAAAACAUGUUUGCAGCUUUGGAUGUCUUACAUUACAAAAAAUGUCAUUCAUUCUUAUGUCCUCAUGACUGCUCCUUUUUCCUUUCUCUUCCUCCUUCAUCCCCAUGUCCUCACCUCACUGUUGCUCUUGAUUUUUCUGUGGCGUUAACUCAGCAUGAGACAAUGAUGAGGAGCAGGGAGCACCCUUCCAAGACGCAAUUGCACACACAAUAAAAACACAAAGGAUGACUUGAGACAUGAUGGGAUUUAAGAGCUCAGUUUAAGUUUGGUAGACAUUGGGUGGGGCCAAUGCCCAGCUGGUGCUUGAUUGACAUCCUGUUGCAGAGUGUGAGCACAGCGUGGGAGGGAACAAAGCACAGUGCCAUGGCAACCACAUUAAAAGCACCUUAAAACUGAUUUACUUACAAAAGCAAUGAAAAAUUGUGUUGAUGUUCACCUUUUUUUGCUGUUGGAGUGUUUUUUUUACAAUCCCAUGUCAAUGUUAGUGAGAAUUCUGCUUUGAGAACCCCAAAAAAUCAAUCAGGUGAAAAGAAAAUCACUUUAAGACAAGUCUCACAUUUAAAGCAAUACAUUCAAUAUGUUUUAUUUAUAAUGUGUUUUCAGUGUGUCAAUGGCUUUAACUAUUCUAUACUGUACACACCUGUAACAAUGUAUCAUGUACUUCAACACAGCCAAGUGUCAUACUGAACAGUCAGCGUGGAAUCAUUUGAAAUGUGGCGUUGACGGUGCUUCUCUUGAUGCUCACUGUAAGUCUCCGCAUGUUGGGAUUCAAAGCAGACGAGGUUUCAUUCACAGCUGCUCUCGCGCUGCAGUGUGACACUGCUUUUUCACUCUCAAGUGAAGCAGGGAAAAACUUUUGUAUGACUUCCACUGAGCAAAACAUUGUUACGUCAGAGACAAGUGUUCGGGAUGAGUGUCACAAGAGCAACAUCGACUGUCAUAUCGCUGUUCAUGCUGUGUGCUGUCUCCCCCCUGCCCACACAGGAAUUCGACUGACAAGCAGCCCUCCUUCUGCCAAAACGGACUGUUGGCGAGGUCUCAUAAGGACUUGAAGCGUUACACAUCAUCCUCCCUUCAUACCAAAUCAUGUUCUCUUAAAUUACAGCGAUCCUAUGCAUUUCUCAUUGUGCAAUAUGUAUAGUUGUUUGUGAUGCAGCAGUGCCAUCUGUCGUACAAACCCUGUAAUUGCCAUUCAGUGCUUGUGCUUCUACAGAACAUCUCAACAUACCUAUAUUUCUGUUUAAGGACCCCCGAGUGAUUUUGGGUAAUCGAAGCCACCGGGUUCCCCGCCAUAUCAAUGUGACCCCCCUCCUCCCCCCAGUUGCAUUACUCAGUGAACCAGCCAGCCUUUAAUCUUCACUGUUUGUUUGUUUCUGUCGCUCAGUGGGAACUCUGACCUGAAGAAGUGAAACUUUCUUAAAAUAAAGAAUCUAGAGAAGGCUAAAUUAUAUGUAGAAACCAUAGAGUAACUAUAGAUAUUUUAUCAGAGUUGCUAUUGUUAUCUGUAUCAUAAAGAACUGCUAUCAUAGAAGAGGGUAGAUUAUGUUAUUGUAGGCUCUGUGCAGCAUACAUGGAAGAAAAAAAAAAUCUUUGUUUAUUUACGUGGUUUUACAAACAUGUUUUUUUUAAGUACAAAAACAGAUAUUUAAAAGCUUUUUUUCCUCUCCUUGUUGAUUAAUAAUAUAAUUCAAGGCCUUUUUUUAAGACGAUAUCCUAAAGUCACAUUAGCCAGGCCUUCUCAGGGGUGACAGGUUGAGCAAAUGCUUACAUGACCAUCCAUUCAGGGUAUCCCUCCACAGCUCGACAGAGCAGGAAACACUGUACGCAUGGAUGGAGUGACAAACAAAAAUAGACAUACAGUGCUGUACCAUAGAGAGCAAAAGUGAUGGAUUUUGGAAAAUAAAGCUUUUAGAACUUGUAAAAAA